Messenger RNA from Spirodela intermedia, 228 nucleotides. NCBI's taxonomy places the organism in Eukaryota, Viridiplantae, Streptophyta, Magnoliopsida, Alismatales, Araceae. The record is from the annotation of a GenBank genome assembly.
AUGUCGACGUUGCAGAGGUCGUCGGUGUCCUUCAGGAGACAGGGCUCGUCGGGGAGGAUAUGGCACGAGGCGGUGCACCAAUGGGAGCUCAAGGGCCACAGUGGCGUUCUCUCAAUGCCCACCGUUUCGCCGCCGGCGGCGGCCCCGGUGGGCGCCGCCCAGCAGGAGAAGGCCUCUGGCCGGUGCAGCUUCUUCCCUUCCUGCAUGAGGCCGUCGUCUUCCUCCUGA